AUGGCUGCCUUCGGCGACGUCGGCGCAGUUUGCUCCCUGGCGAGCUGCCGGCGGCAGGAUUUUCUUCCAACCGUUUGCUUUGCCUGCCAACGGCCCUUCUGCAAAGAUCACUAUCGGCAAGAAGAUCAUGAAUGCGAGGCCUUACAGGGGGCCCAGGAGCCUUCGGAGGUGCCUAGCCCUGUGAGACGAAGUCAGCAACGGUGUGCGGCGCCCGGCUGCCGAGAACUGCUCACAGUGCAAAAUCGCGUCCAGUGCCGAAUCUGCGGUCAGGCGGUUUGCAUCAAACACCGCUUCGAAGACCAGCAUCCCUGCAUGGACUUGGAGGCAGCAAUCAAGGAGGCACUUCGCCUAGCGCGGGCGGAGCUUCGGCCCGAGGAGUAUGCUGAAGCUCACAGCACCAUGGUCAAGGUCUUCAGCAACGUCCUCAAAGAUCCAAAGAACGAGAAGUUCCGAACUCUGCGGAAAGCCAACGCCGUCGUUCAGGAGAAGUUGAAGCACCCUGCCUGCACGCAAGCGCUGCUGAUGUGUGGCUUCGCGGACGAGGGCGACAGUUUCGUUUGCGAGGCUGCAGCAGACCUGUCCACCAUGCGGCGUGUCUGCGCGCAGCUCAAGGCCUCUCCUCCGCCGGCCUCAGGCCAGGGCCUUGGCGAACAAGGCGUCCGCAUAGUGGAUGGAGUGAUCCAGCGGCCGCCAAAGGCGGAAGCACAGGAAGCGACGGCUGCAUCACCAGCCAAAGGCUAUGCAGCGUCGAGGUCGACGCCCCAGUCGGCUGUCACAGGGGCCAAGCCUCGCUCGGCUUUUGAUUUUCAGCGCCGCGCAGACCGAGAGACGCGAGAGCAGGCUCAAUCGCAAGCUCUACAAGAACUUCGUCAGCAGCAGAAGGAGCGCUACAAAGCAGAAGGAGCAGGCACCGGGACCAGCAGAACGCCGACAGCUUCGGCUUCAGCGCCCCCCACAACCCCUGCCAGCGACAGCUGCGCACUGCAGUAG
Messenger RNA from Symbiodinium sp. CCMP2592, 990 nucleotides. Lineage: Eukaryota; Dinophyceae; Suessiales; Symbiodiniaceae. The record is from the annotation of a GenBank genome assembly.